GCAUUUUCCCCAACAGCCCUCCUGUUUGCUUGCGCAAGGGUUCAGUCUUCUUUUUGAAGCCGCUUCUCUUUUCCUCAAAACAGAUCGCUCGCUCGUCGCUUCCCUCGCUGUAUCGCUCCUGCAGCCCGCAAUCGGAACGCCGGAGAUGGGCGACAGCCAGUACUCCUUCUCCCUCACCACCUUCAGCCCUACGGGGAAACUGGUUCAAAUCGAGCACGCCUUAACGGCGGUCGGAUCUGGUCAGACCUCCCUUGGGAUCAAAGCGGCCAAUGGUGUUGUUAUUGCUACUGAGAAGAAGCUUCCUUCCAUUUUGGUGGAUGAGACAUCAGUCCAGAAGAUUCAGCUUAUGACAACAAAUAUUGGAGUUGUCUACAGUGGAAUGGGCCCAGAUUCUCGUGUUCUAGUGAGAAAAAGCAGAAAACAAGCACAACAAUAUUUUCGACUUUAUAAGGAGCCUAUUCCCGUAACUCAACUUGUAAGAGAAACUGCAGCUGUUAUGCAGGAGUUUACACAAUCUGGUGGUGUAAGACCAUUUGGAGUUUCUCUGCUGGUUGCUGGAUAUGAUGACAAUGGUCCACAACUGUAUCAGGUCGAUCCAUCUGGUUCAUACUUUUCAUGGAAGGCUUCAGCAAUGGGGAAGAAUGUCUCUAAUGCUAAAACAUUUCUUGAGAAGAGGUACACUGAUGAUAUGGAGCUUGAUGAUGCUGUCCACACUGCCAUCUUGACUCUAAAAGAAGGAUUUCAAGGGCAGAUCUCUGGCAAGAACAUUGAAAUUGGAAUAGUGGGUGCUGACCGAAAGUUCAGAGUACUUACACCAGCUGAAAUUGAUGAUUAUUUGGCGGAGGUGGAGUAGUUGUCUUUGUUUCAUAUUGCCCACCCACAUAAUAUGCAGUUGCUCCCUUUCCCAGCCGCUAGGAUUUUAAUGCCUGUCGAUGCUCUUGUCUUGAGAUGUUCCCGAAUUUAACCGUGAUCGUCAUUUGAUGUGAGACAGCAGUUAUUUGUUAUGAUCCGAUUCAAAUGUCGUGCCGUGUGCCUCAAUGUGCUCGGAAUUUUUAGCUCCGUCAUGUGCAAAAAUUUCAAUUUAUUUCUAUAUAGAUGUGGGUUACGCGUGAGAGUAGAUCUUGUAAUUUUGGCUUUGAUAAAUUUCAUAUAGCUAAUUAAAACAUGUUUAACAUCA
This is a messenger RNA of Musa acuminata AAA Group (dessert banana), 1177 nucleotides long. RefSeq names its product proteasome subunit alpha type-2-A. Gene Ontology annotation, cellular component: proteasome core complex; proteasome core complex, alpha-subunit complex. Gene Ontology annotation, biological process: proteasomal protein catabolic process; ubiquitin-dependent protein catabolic process. Bases 146 to 853 code for a protein of 235 amino acids. The record is from RefSeq and is a predicted model, not a curated record. The transcript is spliced from 11 exons. NCBI's taxonomy places the organism in Eukaryota, Viridiplantae, Streptophyta, Magnoliopsida, Zingiberales, Musaceae.